GAACGCACAGAUGUCACGUGACACACGAAGCUUGGCGGAUUCUCGUGAACUGCUUGUCACAACCGGCCGCUUUCAAAAUACCCAUUGACAGUGACUGAAUUUAGGGUUGAUUGUGAAGUAAAUUGAUGUGUUCGAAAUCAUUGUGGUUAGUGGUUUGUUAUUUUUUUUAAUUGUCGUCAUCCUGAGUGUUAGGACAUAUCAAAUUCUUUGUGCGGCGUCACAGAUCAUUAGUGAAAAUGCAGAGGCAAGAAAGACAAGUAGAUUCUGCACUUGAUGCUCUCAUAGAAAGAGUCAAUGACAUUAAGCUCACAAUUAUAGGAUUGCUUAAUAAGUUAGAUAGUGAAUACAACUCAAUUAAUUGGCCAACAUUUCUUGAUAAUUUUGCAUUGUUAUCAAGUGAACUAACAGCUAUACGCAAGUUGUUGAAUAAAAAUAGAAUGCCUUGUUUACAAGAGCUGACUGUAUUGCCACUCAAGUUAAGUCCUCAGUGUGAUGAGUCACUGAUGCAAAUGACAGAAGAUCGCGUGCCUGCAUUUGCUCAUGAUGUAGUUCCAAAUUACUUGAGAACACGACCUGAUCCAGAACUGGAGCAACGCCACAAAGAGAUGGAAAAUAAUGUAUCUGACAUGUCACAGGAAGAAAUUCAGAAAGAAGUUGCUGAGUUUUCGGAGGUGGUUGAUCAUGUGUUAAAGAUAGUACAUGAAGCACGUGAGACCUGGGGAAUUGAAGAAACAGCACAUAAAGCCAUGCAGACCAGUACUUCUGCAGACACACAGAUGCUUGCUUCUGCUGUUGGUGUUGGUAGAGGUCUCAGGGUUCCAUUAACUGGUGCAAGAAUGUCAUCCCUACCUGUGAGAUGUGGCACAAACAAUUCCCAGAAUUCUGGGACAGAACCUUCACAUGAGCUUGAUAAUCUUGCUUCACAUGAAAAAACCAAUGGAAAUGUUAAGUCACCAACUCUGAAAACUAAUAUUAAGGCUAGAGAAUCAGAUAACAAAGGAGCAUUCCAAAGAUGAGUAAUUUCAUUGUGAUGAAGAUUUAUUUGUUGUAAAAAAAACCUUUUAAAUUUUGAACCUGAAUGGUACUAUGUAACUAGGAGUAUCAUAUGAUGCAUAUCUUUUAAAUACUUUGUGUUUUUAUAGAUGAGUAAGUUUGAUCAAUUUAUAUGUCUUCAAAACACAGUUUGUACAGUGCGCAGUCUACCUGGAUCAAAAGGCAGCACCAUGUGUACAAUGAUAAACAAGAUUGUUUAUUAUUAGUAGUGUCCCUGAAAGUGUAAUAUUUAACUUAUUUAUUUAAUGCACGCUAAAAUUAUGACAUGACUGAUGAUAUGAGUAAUCACCAUGGAGAUGGAGAAGUUUGUGAAAGGAGAGACUUGGAAAGCCUACUGUAAACCCUCUUUGUCCGCCACCAAUUCCACUUGGAGUAGAUGUGGGCCGACCACAAUCCCUGUGUGGAAGGUGACUGCUUGGACUACUACCCCACACAUCAAAUGCUGUCGAAAUCGGCGUCGCUUCACAACGAUUUUGUCUGUGAAGACAUUUGUCGAUGAAUAUAACAAUAGAGUAUCAUCACGUUGUAACUAGUACCUUGAAGGUCCCAGUAUGUGCUACGCUGUGUAAGCACAAGGUUAUUGUGCUUGUGUUUAGAACUGUGGCUCUCUUGAGCACUCCAUAGCAUGGUGGGUCUGCCCAUAGUUUUACAGAGAGUUCCUAUUAUCUUUGUAUGCUUGUAAUUAUUCAAAAUCUCCAAAGAGGAAACAUUGAAACUUCUAAAAUAAGCUCUUUGUAUAAUAAAAUCCGUGGAUAUUCUGAAUGGCUGAGUCACAAUAAGCACUCAAAAGUUGAUUUGAAAAAAUAAUUUCUCUGCAAAAAGUUUUAUUGCAGACACAAUCUUGCCAGAAACGUGUAAAUUGUUUACUUACAAAAGAAAUGAAUAUAUUUCUUCGGAAAGAAAAAUGAAUCCAGAAAUAAAAAGGCACCCUAUUUACACAACUCGCCUGCUCUUUUAUUCUGGGUUAAUUUAUUUUUCUGAGCGAAUAUAUUUAUUUCUUUUGAAAGUAAUAAUAAACAAUUUACAAGUUUCUGGAGUUUAUAUGCUUGUGCAAAGCAAAUUUUUGUCUAGAAAACACUUUUCAAACAAACUUAUUAGUGUUCAUGGCGGCUCAACCAUUUGAAAUAUACCAAUAGACAAAAUAUGCUCAAGAGCUUAUUUUCAAAAUGUCAAUGUUUCUUCCCUGGACACCCUGUAAUGACACAUUGUCAGUAUGUUAUAUACCUGUUGUUUUUUUCAAUGUUGUAUGGUACCUCUUUCUUUCCGCACCCCUGCUCUCAAGCAAGGGCUGGUGAGGCACUUGCUUGGCUCAGUUAUUUCUAUCUUAGAUGAAAUUUGAGGCUUCUCGAUUCCAUGACCUGUCUCAAUGUUUUAUCAGGCGGUUCAUUCACUAGCAAAGUAAUAUAGGAGCAUAAUCUUGCCUUGCAGCAAGCGACUAAUCUGGUUCUAAUUUACAACCACUAAAGUUUUCAAAAGCAACAUGGGCAGCAGUUAUUUCUUGUGCUCUACUUUGUUACAUUGGUACACAAGUGUGUGCAUAUGCGUUCAAUUCAAUUAAUUUCAAACUUCAUUAUCUAUCCACUGUGUGACGCAGGGAACCCAUGGGAUAGUGCCAAACCUCUCACCAAUCAAAGCUGGGGUCGGGGUUCAAAUCCCUGUUGAUCCAUGUGGAAUUUGUGAUAUGCAAAGCGGGUUUGCGGCAGAUUUCUUCAAGAUUCAUUUGUUUUGCUGUCUUUCAUUCCACAGUUGCUCCAUCACAUUUCGUACCUUUUUCUUAUAAUUACUUCUCCUUCCAAUCAUUCACCCAUUCCAGGUAGCAAUGAUCAUAAGACUUAAUCACUGGCACCAUAAUUAGGAAUAUUCAAAUAAUCUAGUCUGAUGAACUUUGAAAUAUUUGGUAAGUUUGUUGUUCGUGGAUUCAAAAUGGCAAGAGUUAUGUUUGGACGCCUAUAUUCAUCUGCUAAAUCCAUACCAAAUGUGUUUCAGUUUUUUACUAAAAAAUAUAUUGUUUUAUUGUAUUUAAUAUGCUUUGUAAUUUUGUAUGGUUUUAUAAAUUAAAUAUGAUUUUUUUUAAAUGAAGCUUUAACCUAGCUUAAUCUAGACUGUUAAUACUAAAUAUGAGUAGGAAUACUCAGGGAGAUUCGCUUCACCCACAUAGAUAAACUUCAAUGUACUCCAAUGUACAUCAAGAGCCUCUAUAUAUUAUAGGUAUUGCUCAAAAUAGCUUGAAUCACUUCGUUGACAUAUGCUACAGUAGCAAGCAAGAUUUUCUGAGAUAACUGUUAAUUGAGGACACCAGGUCAAGUCUGCAUAUCCUAGGGUGGUGUCUUACACUGGUAUAUGCUUCAAAAAGAAAACUCAUUGUUCUGAAUACUCAUGUGCUCCAGUUUGUUGCCACCAUGCUCAAUAUAGACAUGACAUGCAGCGGUGCUCUGCAACACGUCUAGCUCAGAUCGAAUGGUGCAAUUUGCAUCCCAAAAGCAGAAUGGCCAGCUGACAUUGUGCCAUCUACUUAUGAAACUAGAUGUAGGAGAGUUUAUUUGAGUGAAGCGAUCGUCUUGUGAUAUAUCUUAUAUCUGAUGGAUGAUGAAAAUAAAAUGGAAAAUGACAUUAUCUUCAUUUCAGAGCACAAACAUUAAAGUUGUGUAAAAUAUAAUAUUCCAAAACCUUUUAAAAAUGUUUGUAACUAUCUGUAAAUCUUGAUGUUGAUUUAAAAUAAAUUUUUUUAAAAAUC
This is a messenger RNA of Gryllus bimaculatus (two-spotted cricket), 3787 nucleotides long. NCBI's taxonomy places the organism in Eukaryota, Metazoa, Arthropoda, Insecta, Orthoptera, Gryllidae. The record is from the annotation of a GenBank genome assembly.